Messenger RNA from Haemonchus placei, 450 nucleotides. The record is from the annotation of a GenBank genome assembly. NCBI's taxonomy places the organism in Eukaryota, Metazoa, Nematoda, Chromadorea, Rhabditida, Trichostrongylidae.
AUGGAUACCAUUACAAAAGACCUCCAGAAGCCGGCUCCAUGGACGCUUCUUUAUGCCGAUGACGUGAUGCUCGCUAGCGAAGACAAAAGUGAGCUCGAGUCACAGGUGCAGACCUGAACCGUCAUCCGGCCGGUCGCAAUCUACGGCGCUGAAUGCUGGCCUGCAACCAAAGAGGUUGAAGCCCGUCUCAGCGUAAUGGAGACCAAAAUACUGCGCUGGACAGCCGGAGUAACACACUUAGACCGUAUGAGUAAUGGCGCCAUCAGGGAGCGAUUCGGUGUUGCGCCCAUUGUCGAUAAAAUGCGCGAAGCUCGUCUACGGUGGUAUGGACAUACUCUCUGCGCAAAGAGCGACAGCGUCCGUAAGAUCGGUCUCAACCUUGACGUGUCCGGGAAGCGGCCGAGGACGUCCAAAGCAGCGGUGACUCGAUACGUUGCACGAAGAUCCUAA